CGGACAUAUUUAACCUACCUUGUCGACUGUGGACAACAUAUAGUGGUAUCAGAUCACUGUGGGGUGUCCUGUCUGGUGGAAAUGAGUUUGGAAUGCGAAACCCGAUUUCGAAGAGGUCUUCGAACCCUGGCAGACAAAAUUCGUUUGCGCUCAUGUCCCCUUAUCCGCGCGUGCAUUGCAGAAUUUUGCGGAACGGCCAUUCUCAUCAUUUUCGGGUGCGGUGUUUUGGCCCAGGUUUUUCUUGGUGAUCAUGGGAAAAAAUCCCACGGUGGAUUUCUCUCAGUGAGUCUUGGCUGGGGUAUGGCGGUUACAUUCGGCGUAUUCUUCUCCGGGAUCACUGGCUCCGGAAACAUUAAUCCAGCUAUCACACUUGCAUUUGCACUGAUAGGUAAAGUCCCACUGAAGCGAAUCCCGUUCUACACAAUCAGCCAAGUACUGGGAGCGUAUGUCGGCGCAGCAACUGUUUACGUUAUCUACAGAGAGAAGAUAAUUGAGCGCGUCAACACGGUGGAUGAAGGCUUAUAUCUGGUCGAUACGACAGGCAACAUUUUUGUGACUAAUCCCUGGGCCAGUCAUACAACAUGCUUUAUUGAUCAAGUGAUUGGCACUGCACUGCUGUCAGCUGGAGCGCUUGCAGUUGUGGACUAUAAGGGUUGGAAAAUGCCAAGCUAUCUACACCCUCUCUACUUGGGUCUGUUGGUCUACACGUUGGUUGGGUGUUUCGCGAUGAAUGCUGGAUGCGCCCUGAAUCCCGCCCGUGAUCUUGGCCCACGAUUAAUGUUGCUGAUGUGUGGUUGGGGUACCAGCGCAUUCCGCGACAAAGACUACUUUUUCUGGAUACCAAUCGUCGGACCGUACGUGGGAGCCGUUAUCGGCGCAGUGCUGUACGAAUUGACAAUCGGCAUCCAUCUGGACACGGCUGGUGAACGACUGGCAAUCGAGACACCCGGAAAGGCCAACGAUACUAAGAAGGAUGAAUCGGGAACUGAACUGCUUGCCUAGCAUGGCUCUACCCCAUAGACUAGCUACAAUGAUUUACAAAACCCUAUUGCACCCAAGGUUGCCCGCCAUUUUGCAUUCAUCCGAAAUCUACCACUACCCCUAGGCGUAUGUUAUUUUUUUCACAGACUAUGUGAUUCCUUCCUCUCCGCACAAAUUCUUUUACUUAAAAUCAGCAUCAUCCCACCACCCGUAAUCUCGCCACAGAGACGUUAAUAUUUUCUAUUCCUUAUCUUAGAACCUCGCUGAAGAAAUAUCAUCCGAAUGUGUCAAUU
This is a messenger RNA of Opisthorchis viverrini, 1274 nucleotides long. RefSeq lists its product as hypothetical. Gene Ontology annotation, biological process: glycerol transmembrane transport; water transport. Gene Ontology annotation, molecular function: water channel activity; glycerol channel activity. NCBI's taxonomy places the organism in Eukaryota, Metazoa, Platyhelminthes, Trematoda, Opisthorchiida, Opisthorchiidae. The record is from RefSeq and is a predicted model, not a curated record. Bases 82 to 1002 code for a protein of 306 amino acids. Gene Ontology annotation, cellular component: plasma membrane. The transcript is spliced from 2 exons.